Messenger RNA from Drosophila santomea, 1235 nucleotides. Its product is annotated as E3 ubiquitin-protein ligase KCMF1. The record is from RefSeq and is a predicted model, not a curated record. Lineage: Eukaryota; Metazoa; Arthropoda; Insecta; Diptera; Drosophilidae. Gene Ontology annotation, cellular component: plasma membrane. Gene Ontology annotation, molecular function: zinc ion binding. Bases 273 to 986 code for a protein of 237 amino acids. The transcript has 2 exons. Gene Ontology annotation, biological process: synaptic signaling.
GCUUUUCCCAAAUUCAACUUGCUAGUCUCGGCUCAUGUUUUUCUUUAAAAACCAACUCUGAUUAAACAGAAAUCGUAUUUGAGGGUAUUUUUUUUGUUUUGGUCACAUCACAGUCGCCUAUGUCUGAAUAGUUUUUAGCACUUUAAUCUGUUUUUAACCUAAAGCAGUCUCGGUCUCGUCUCAUGUCUAUCGUAAUCGAAAGAAAUUUGCUUAGUCACAUCACAGUCGGUAGUGCCGGAAUAAUUAUCUUUCUUUUCACAUAACUUUCUACAAUGAGACUAUACCAAGCAUUUGAUUCCGAUUUCCCAUCGAGUGCCCUUGGCCGCCAGGACGUGCACAUGUGGGGCCACUGGGACGUGCACUGCGACGGAUGCGGCAGCAGCAGACUGGUCCACUAUCGCUACAAGUGCCUGCGCUGUCUGGACUACGACCUCUGCUCCACCUGCAAGGAGAAUGGGGUCUCCAACGGGCCGCACGAUCGCGCCCAUCCACUGCAGUGCCUAAUGGAUCGUGCCGCCCUUGAGCUGCACUUCGCCGGGGAGGCCAUUCCGACCAUGUGCGCCGACAGCUUCACGUGCCCCGUGUGUGGCAAAAUGGGGCUGUCCCUCGAGGACCUGAAGGAGCACUGCAAGGCAAAACAUCGCCUGACGCGCACAGUCGUUAUUUGCCCGGUUUGCGCGGCGGUGCCAGCGUCGAAUCCGAUUCGCAUCGCUCACAUUGCCAGUCACUUGAUCUUCAUGCAUUCGUCCAGCGCUCAGCGGGAUCCGGAGCCCGCUUCCAGCUCAGUAGCGCAGGCUGGGGGCUUCCAUUGGCCCCAGGACUCUGCCGUGGGCUCGGGCACUGGAGAUGGCACUGGCAUUGGCAUAGUGACCCAACACACUUUUCCCACCUCGCAAACUCCGCAGGUGCGCUUCCUGCUGCCCAGAAACACGGCCCCCUUGGCCGAUUCCGAGGAUCUCAGCGAUAAUGAGAGCUUGGAGCUAUGAGUCCUUCGAAUCAGAACCACAAAGGAGCACUCCACUACAACAUUUUGACAAAAGACUAAACAACAACAAGGCAAACGAAAACAAGCAUUUGCAUCGUUACAAAAUUCGCAUACGAUAUUAUAGAGUUCGUUUUUUCAUUUUCAUAUUGAAUGACGAAUAUUGAGAAUAACUACACAUUCCGUUUACACACAUACACACAAUCAUGUAUUGUCGUGCUUCUGCUUAAAUAUAUUACUUCGUUCGAUUCAA